AUGCUAUCUCACGCCGACCUCCUGGACGCCCGGCUCGACUAUCCGAACAUCUUCAUGCGCGAGGAGCUGGCCCUCCGUAUCGGCCUCACCGAGUCCCGCAUCCAGGUCUGGUUCCAGAACCGGCGGGCCAAGUGGAAGAAGCGCAAGAAGACCACCAACGUGUUUCGCGCCCCCGGCACGCUGCUGCCCACGCCAGGCCUGCCCCAGUUCCCGUCUGCUGCCGCGGCUGCGGCCGCCGCCAUGGGCGACAGCCUGUGCUCUUUCCACGCCAACGACACGCGCUGGGCCGCGGCCGCCAUGCCGGGGGUGUCGCAGCUGCCCCUGCCCCCGGCGCUGGGCAGGCAGCAAGCCAUGGCGCAGUCGCUGUCGCAGUGCAGCCUGGCGGCGGGGCCUCCGCCCAACUCCAUGGGCCUGUCCAACAGCCUGGCGGGCUCCAACGGCGCCGGCCUCCAGUCGCACCUCUACCAGCCCGCCUUCCCCGGCAUGGUGCCCGCCUCCCUGCCCGGCCCCAGCAACGUGACGGGCUCGCCGCAGCUCUGCAGCUCCCCGGACAGCAGCGACGUGUGGCGGGGAACCAGCAUCGCCUCCCUCCGCCGAAAGGCGCUAGAGCACACAGUGUCCAUGAGCUUCACCUAA
Molecule: messenger RNA, 636 nt
Organism: Gekko japonicus
Lineage: Eukaryota; Metazoa; Chordata; Lepidosauria; Squamata; Gekkonidae
Gene: OTP
Product: orthopedia homeobox
Exons: 3
Coding region: 1-636 (211 amino acids)
Biological process (GO): neuron differentiation; regulation of DNA-templated transcription
Molecular function (GO): DNA binding; DNA-binding transcription factor activity, RNA polymerase II-specific
Source: RefSeq, a predicted model, not a curated record